AGCCGAGCAGCGAGAGAAGCAGCAGCGCCCAGAAGACACACACGCACACACACACACCACCACCACCACAAAGAGAGAGCCAGUGAAGAGAGAGAGUGUGUGCCAGCGAGUGCCAGGAAGAACAGUAAACCCCCAGACACAAGAUGAUGAUGGAGAACGGUCUCUCCAUGGAGUACGGAGACGGCUACAUGGAACAGGAGGAGGAAUGGGAGCGUGAGGGUCUCCUCGAUCCUGCGUGGGAGAAGCAACAGAAGAAGACAUUUACCGCCUGGUGUAACAGUCAUCUGCGCAAAGCUGGCACCGCCAUCGACAAUAUCGAUGAGGACUUCCGCAAUGGCCUCAAGCUGAUGCUGCUGCUGGAGGUGAUCUCCGGCGAGACGCUGCCCAAGCCCGAUCGCGGCAAGAUGCGCUUCCACAAGAUCGCCAAUGUGAACAAGGCCCUCGACUUUAUCGCCUCGAAGGGCGUGCAUCUGGUGUCGAUUGGCGCCGAGGAAAUUGUCGAUGGCAAUCUGAAGAUGACACUCGGCAUGAUCUGGACAAUUAUCUUGCGCUUUGCCAUACAGGACAUCUCCGUGGAGGAGAUGACCGCCAAGGAGGGUCUGCUGUUGUGGUGCCAGCGCAAGACGGCGCCCUACAAGAAUGUCAACGUACAGAACUUCCAUCUGUCGUUCAAGGACGGUUUGGCCUUCUGCGCGCUCAUCCAUCGCCAUCGCCCAGAUCUGAUCGACUACGCCAAGCUUUCCAAAGACAAUCCAUUGGAGAACCUGAACACUGCCUUCGAUGUUGCUGAGAAGUAUCUCGAUAUUCCAAGAAUGUUGGAUCCAGAUGAUUUGAUCAACACACCGAAACCGGAUGAACGUGCCAUCAUGACGUACGUCUCCUGCUACUAUCACGCCUUCCAGGGAGCCCAACAGGUUGGAAAUGUGACGCAUGUACCCGAACCCACAAGACAAUACACCUACGUCCCGAAUAAUUACAAUGCGGAAACGGCUGCCAACCGCAUCUGCAAGGUACUCAAGGUCAAUCAGGAGAAUGAGCGUCUCAUGGAGGAGUACGAGCGUCUGGCCAGCGAUCUGCUGGAGUGGAUACGCCGCACAAUGCCGUGGCUGAACUCCCGCCAGGCGGACAACUCGCUGGCCGGCGUCCAGAAGAAACUGGAGGAGUAUCGCACGUACCGACGCAAGCACAAGCCCCCGCGUGUGGAGCAGAAGGCAAAACUCGAAACCAAUUUCAACACCCUGCAGACGAAGCUGCGUCUGUCGAAUCGUCCGGCCUACCUGCCCACCGAAGGAAAGACCGUCUCCGAUAUCUCGAACUCGUGGAAGGGUCUCGAGCUGGCCGAGAAGGCAUUCGAGGAAUGGCUGCUGGCCGAGACCAUGCGCCUGGAGCGACUCGAGCACUUGGCCCAGAAGUUCAAGCACAAGGCUGAUGCCCACGAGGACUGGACGCGCGGCAAGGAGGAGAUGCUGCAGUCGCAGGACUUCCGCCAGUGCAAGCUCAACGAGCUGAAGGCCCUCAAGAAGAAGCACGAGGCCUUUGAGUCGGACCUGGCCGCCCACCAGGAUCGCGUUGAACAGAUCGCCGCCAUUGCCCAGGAGCUCAACACCCUGGAGUAUCAUGACUGUGUGUCGGUGAAUGCCAGAUGCCAGCGCAUCUGCGAUCAGUGGGACCGCUUGGGUGCCCUCACUCAGCGUCGGCGCACGGCGCUGGACGAAGCGGAGCGCAUUCUGGAGAAGAUCGACAUCUUGCAUUUGGAAUUCGCGAAGCGUGCGGCACCGUUCAACAACUGGCUGGACGGGACACGCGAGGAUCUGGUUGAUAUGUUCAUUGUGCACACCAUGGAGGAGAUCCAGGGCCUGAUCCAGGCGCACGAUCAAUUCAAGGCGACGCUCGGCGAGGCCGACAAGGAGUUCAAUCUGAUUGUGAAUCUGGUGCGCGAGGUGGAGUCCAUUGUGAAGCAGCACCAGAUACCCGGCGGUCUGGAGAAUCCCUACACGACCCUGACCGCCAACGAUAUGACCCGCAAGUGGAGCGAUGUCCGCCAGCUGGUGCCACAGCGCGACCAGACGCUGGCCAACGAGCUGCGCAAGCAGCAGAACAACGAAAUGCUGCGCCGUCAGUUCGCCGAGAAGGCCAAUGUGGUGGGUCCCUGGAUCGAGCGGCAGAUGGAUGCCGUGACGGCGAUAGGCAUGGGCCUGCAGGGCUCCCUGGAGGAUCAGCUGCACCGCCUCAAGGAGUACGAGCAGGCUGUGUACGCAUACAAGCCGAAUAUCGAGGAGCUGGAGAAGAUCCAUCAGGCCGUGCAGGAGUCGAUGAUAUUCGAGAAUCGCUACACCAACUACACGAUGGAGACGCUGCGUGUCGGCUGGGAGCAGCUGCUCACAUCGAUCAAUCGCAACAUCAACGAGGUGGAGAACCAGAUCCUGACACGCGACUCAAAGGGCAUCAGCCAGGAGCAGCUGAACGAGUUCCGCUCCAGUUUCAAUCACUUCGACAAGAACCGCACCGGCCGUCUCUCGCCGGAGGAGUUCAAGUCCUGCCUCGUGUCGUUGGGCUAUUCGAUCGGCAAGGACCGACAGGGCGAUAUGGACUUCCAGCGCAUCCUCGCCGUUGUCGAUCCCAACAACACUGGCUACGUGCACUUUGAUGCCUUCCUCGAUUUCAUGACCCGCGAGAGCACCGACACCGACACUGCCGAGCAGGUCAUCGACUCCUUCCGCAUCCUGGCAGCCGAUAAGCCAUACAUAUUGCCCGACGAACUGCGCCGCGAGCUGCCCCCAGAUCAGGCUGAAUACUGCAUCCAGCGCAUGCCACCAUACAAGGGCCCCAACGGAGUGCCCGGUGCCCUGGACUACAUGUCCUUCAGCACAGCUCUCUAUGGCGAAACCGAUUUGUAAGACCCCCGAGGCUUACGCAGCCCACGCGGAUACGAGAAGAAGCCGAGCCGAGCCGAGGCGACUUGAGCGGAAUGGAGGAGCAGGAAG
Drosophila obscura is the source of this 2984-nucleotide messenger RNA. It is a transcript of the gene Actn, whose product is annotated as alpha-actinin, sarcomeric. Gene Ontology annotation, biological process: muscle cell development; actin cytoskeleton organization. The coding region runs from base 144 to 2897 and encodes 917 amino acids. Lineage: Eukaryota; Metazoa; Arthropoda; Insecta; Diptera; Drosophilidae. The transcript has 9 exons. Gene Ontology annotation, cellular component: plasma membrane; Z disc; cortical actin cytoskeleton. The record is from RefSeq and is a predicted model, not a curated record. Gene Ontology annotation, molecular function: actin filament binding; calcium ion binding.